AUGGAUGCUGAUAUCGAAGGCGUCGGCGCCAACAAGUCUUUCAAUGACAUCCAGGAACAUCACCACGCAGCAGACCCUCCAAAGCCAUUAGCAACUGACAAUCUCGCCGACGUUGUUGCGCCGCAUUCCUCGUAUGAAGGAUUCCAUCGCUUCGACCCUACCGCGUCAUGGAGUGUCCAGGAAGAGAGAGCGGUGGUUUGGAAAACGGAUAUUUUCUUUCUCGGUUGGGUUUGCAUUAUGUUUCUUGGACUGCAACUCGACCGCGGCAAUCUUUCGAAUGCCUUGACGGAUGAUUUUCUUGCAGAUUUGAAAAUGACUACCAACGACUACAACAAUGGAACAACGAUCCAGUUAAUCUGCUUCCUAGCCACAGAAUUCCCCGUCCAACUCAUCAUCAAGCGCUACGGUUUCCGCAUAGUACUCCCCGCGAUGAUGAUUGCCUGGAGCAUGGUCUCCUGGUCCCAGGCUUUUAUGACCAGUCGAGCAUCCUUUUAUGUGACACGGGCACUUCUGGGAGCGUUUGAAGGAGGGUUUAUUCCAGGCACGAUCCUGUUUGCGACGUAUUUUUACAAGGCGCGCGAAUUGUCUGUGCGACUGGCCUUUUUUUGGUCCACGCUUAAUGUUGCUCGAGCCAUCUCCUCGCUGCUGGCGGCAGGUAUUCUGCAGAUGCGCGGCGUACAUGGCAGGCCGGGAUGGUUUUAUCUGUUUUUGAUAGAGGGGUUUCUUACUCUUGGGAUAGGUAUUAUUAGUUUACUCUACUUGCCCCGUUCGCCGACGAGUACUAAAAGCAUUCUGUAUCCCAGAUCCUGGUACUCUGAACGCCAGGAAAUAAUCAUGAUCAAUCGCCUCCUCCGUGACGAUCCAUCCAAGGGACUGACAGAAAUCAGCUCACCAGCCACUCUCCAAGACAUCAAAGACGCAUUAAGCGACACAUCCAUGUGGGGAUUAUACCUAAUCGGUUUAAUAUCCUACAUCCCCCAAAACCCUGUACAGGCAUACCUCUCCCUAACCCUAAAACGAAUCGGAUUCUCCACUUUCGACUCCAACAUGCUCUCAAUCCCAUCCGCCGUACUACAAAUCAUUCUAAUGCUUCUCCUGGCUCGCAGCAGCGAGUGGUUCAACGAACGCACUUGGCAUUGUUGGUUUGGUGAGUUUUGGUCGCUGCCUUUACUUGCAGCUCUUCUGGCGCUGCCGGCGUCGGGUUAUGAUUGGGGACGUUUCGCUAUUACGACGAUGAUCUCGGGGUACCCGUAUUUUCAUCCCAUCGUGGCGGCGUGGAUCUCGGAGAAUACGUUUGAUGUCAAGAAGAGGGCGAUCACGGCAGCGACGUAUAAUGUGAUUGUGCAGAUUGGGUCGGUUAUUUCGUCUCAAAUAUACCGUUCGACAGACGCCCCUUAUUACUACAUGGGCAACAAGGUUUUGAUCUCCAUCUGCGUCCUCUCGCUCGUCGUGUUUGUGGCGCAGAGGGAGUAUCUGCGUUAUCUCAAUAGGCAGAAAGAGAAGAAGUGGGUGGGCAUGUCUGAUGGGGAAAAGGCGCUGUAUCAGGCAGAUCAGGCAGCGCGAGAGCUGGAGGGGAAUAAGCGGUUGGAUUUUCGGUUUAAAUAUUGA
Talaromyces rugulosus is the source of this 1608-nucleotide messenger RNA. RefSeq lists its product as uncharacterized. Gene Ontology annotation, cellular component: membrane. The record is from RefSeq and is a predicted model, not a curated record. Lineage: Eukaryota; Fungi; Ascomycota; Eurotiomycetes; Eurotiales; Trichocomaceae. The coding region runs from base 1 to 1608 and encodes 535 amino acids. The transcript has 7 exons. Gene Ontology annotation, molecular function: transmembrane transporter activity. Gene Ontology annotation, biological process: transmembrane transport.